Messenger RNA from Ornithodoros turicata, 1104 nucleotides. RefSeq lists its product as uncharacterized. The transcript has a single exon. The record is from RefSeq and is a predicted model, not a curated record. The coding region runs from base 1 to 1104 and encodes 367 amino acids. NCBI's taxonomy places the organism in Eukaryota, Metazoa, Arthropoda, Arachnida, Ixodida, Argasidae.
AUGUGCGACCCAUCCUGGACGACUAUGCUGGCAGCUGAAGACACCGCUGCGGAGAGUAACACCGUGCUGCUGCAGACUUUCCGCGCCUGGGUCACGGGCGACAAGAAAUGCGCGUACGUCCGGGGAGUAAUUGAUGGAGGCAGUCAGCAAACUUUUAUCCGAGAAGAUAUGGCCCACAAGCUUCGCCUCAACGUGCUGGGCAACAUCACGGUGAGCCUUAACACUUUCGGCAGUACUGCCUCCACUCCACAACGACAGCGAUGCAAUGUAGUGGAAGUCCGGUUACGGAGUCAGUUCGCACCAACAGAAUUUACUGUGCAAGCUAUCACCGUGCCUUUCAUCUGUCGUGACAUUUGUCAGACUCCUGUGGAACAUGAGCUCGUUCGAUCCAUACGUGCGGAAGAUGGCUACAUAGCCGACGAGCUGUUGUUCCCCGACAUACCCGCCGAGUUCGGGGUUUCUCUGCUGUUGGGUUGCGAUCAACUCUGGAAGCUCACCACUGGAAAAAUUAGACGCAGCGCAUCCACCAGCGGACUGGUCGCCAUCGAGACAAGCCUGGGCUGGACUUUCCAAGGUCCCACGUCUGCCUAUGGCGGCUCAUCAGACUCGAAUGUUAUGAUUUGCGUGUUGAAGACGGGAGUCUACCUACAGGAUGAAACAGCCACAUCGCUGCGCACCUUGUGGGAGUUGGAGAGCAUCGGCAUUAUCGACGACUCCAAGAACAGUCGUGAAAUCGACGACCGUGUAUGGGACGACUUCCGGCAAAAUGUCACAAUGCAAGAGGGGCGAUACGUCGUUGCACUGCCUUGGAAGUCCGCUGAAUGCCAUCUUCAUGACAACCGCGAGGUGGCCCAGAGCCGACUGGUAAAACUCGUUCGUCGCUUGGAGAAGGAGAGAGCUCUCGAUGAAUACGAUGGAGCUAUCCGCAGCUACCUGGACAACGGACAUGCCGAAAGGGUUCCGGUCGAAACGUCUGAGGACGAUCGGACAUAUUUCAUAUUACAUGCCUCACCCAGCCGUUGUUGGACAGGAUUCAAAGUCCACGAGCGUGAGAGUAGUGUUCGACGCGUCUUCUCAUGCGCCUGGGGAACUGUCGCUCAAUGA